Molecule: messenger RNA, 1599 nt
Organism: Grus americana (Whooping crane)
Lineage: Eukaryota; Metazoa; Chordata; Aves; Gruiformes; Gruidae
Gene: GOLM1
Product: golgi membrane protein 1
Exons: 10
Coding region: 334-1524 (396 amino acids)
Cellular component (GO): Golgi apparatus
Source: RefSeq, a predicted model, not a curated record
CGGCUGAGGCAGACAGGCGGCGGAGACGGCUCGACCCGGGCCGGGGUGGGCGGUGCAGUGUGAGGGACCAGGGGCCGCGGCCUGCCGCCGCUUGGCUGCCUUUGCCCCGCCGGGCUCGUCUCGGUCGGCUCCCGCAGCCGGUGGCCGGCGGGGGCGGGCGAGCGGCGUCUCCGGCGCGGGGUGUGCGUGAGGGGGGCGGCGAGGCCGGCGGAGCAGGCGGCAGGCUACGGCCCCGGGCGGGCUCUGUCCCGCGGGAGCUUCCAGCUCGCCGCGGGUAGAUGCCAGCGGAGGUUUCCACCCUGUGUGGUUCUUUGGGUUUGUUUUUUUCUUGAAAUGGUAGGGCUAGGAAAUAGCUGCCGAGGGAUGAAGUCUCCACCUCUCCUCGUGGCUGUGCUCGUGGCGUGCAUCAUUGUUUUGGGUUUCAAUUACUGGAUUGCAAGUUCUCGCAGCGCGGAUCUGCAGGGUCGAGUCAUGGAUCUGGAAGGCAAAGUCCGCAGGGCGGCAGCGGAGAGGGGCGCUGUGGAGCUCAAAAAGAAUGAAUUCCAAGGGGAGCUAGAGAAGCAGCGACAGCAAAUUGACAAAAUCCAAUCCUUGCACAGCUUUCAGAUGGAAAAUGUCAACAGAGUACAUCAGGAAGAGAAGGCAGUGCUGGUGACUAACAUCACAGUAAAUGAACAAUUGAUCCAGAGUCUACGAGAACACUUGAAAGAGUUACAGACAGAAUAUGGAAAGCUACAGAUGGAUGUUUACUGGUUUCAGAAGAACCAGACUAACCUUCAGAGGAAGUUCUCAUAUGACCUGUCACAGUGCAUCAACCAGAUGAAAGAAUUAAAAGAACAGUGUGAAGAAAGGAUAGAUGAGCUUACAAAAAAGGGUAGUGAUGUAGCACAAAUCAAAGAAAACAAAGACUUCUCAGAAGAUUCAAAAAAAAGUAGCCAGCUGCCAGCCUUGAAGCAAACAGAGUUCAAGCAAGCUGACUUGGAACAGCAGAAACACAAUGAAGAUGUACCUAAAGCAGUACCUACAGUAAAAAAGACAGACUCGCUGCAAGAUAAAGAAAGAAUAAACAGCCUAGCUGACAUCAGAAAACAGGAGCCCAAGGCAGAAGAGGAGAAGCUUUCUAGUGAACUGAAAAACCCACAGGAUUCAGUCAAGGCGACUGCAGGUCAUAAGGAAAUGCUGCCUCAGUCAGAGAAGGAGCUGAAGCCAUCUGAAGAUGAAAAACAUGUAGUGGAGCAAGAUGCGUCACAGCUGGCAGCAGAACAGGCUGCCAGUGAGGAAAUUGAGAGGGAGCAGCUCCUAAAUUACGAUGCGAAGCAGGAUGACUUGCCCCCCGGAAACCCUGACAAACAGGAACAUGAAGCACCGAACAAGGACAAGGAUGUUGAUUACAAUUUAGAUGAAAAUGAAGCUGAAUCAGAAACGGACAAGCAAGCAGCACUUGCAGGGAUUGAAAAUGUUCAAAACCCUGAAGAUACGAAGAACCACUUAUCUGAGCAAGGCGAAGAACGACAGAGGUUGUGAGCAAAGGAGGUUCAUGAUGCAACUUAGUCACCUCUUCAUAUAAACGUAGCAAUGAUGAGAGCAAAGUGAUCUGAG